Messenger RNA from Tetrahymena thermophila SB210, 1476 nucleotides. Its product is annotated as transmembrane protein, putative. The transcript has 2 exons. The record is from RefSeq and is a predicted model, not a curated record. NCBI's taxonomy places the organism in Eukaryota, Ciliophora, Oligohymenophorea, Hymenostomatida, Tetrahymenidae.
AUGCAUUAACACAUUGUAGAAGAUUAAGAAUUUAUUUUUGAGCUUGAAAUCAAUGAUUUAAAUUAGAGCUAAAAAACAAUGUUAAACAAUAAAUACAAUAAAGACCUUCAAAAUAAAAUUUCAAACAAACAUAACUUAUAAACAGUUAAAGAAUAGGAAAAUAUAAUUUCAGAAUCAGUAAGCCAAACUGAAUUUUCUUCAGAGAAAACUGAUUCUAAAGGUUUCAAAAAAUUCUUACAAAAUUAAUAAAUAAAUUAAGAUUUAAAAAGAAAUUCAUAAAUUAAUUUAUAUGAUAAAACCAUUUCAAUUUAGAAUCCGAAUAAAUUAAUUCAAUAAAAUUAUUGUAUGGAUAAUAUUAAUAAUUAAUUUCUUAAAUCUACUAAUUAAGUUAUAGUUCAGCAACCUUUAAUACCAAAAGAAGAAUAUAAUAAAGACUAUGAUAAAAGCAACUUGACUCAAAUUGACGAGACUAUCAAACAUCUUAAGUCCUAAGAAAAAAUUGUAGAAGAAGACUUUUAUAAUUUUAAACAAUUAAGCUAAAUUGCAUCAUAUGGAAAUUUACUUUCUUAGUAAGAAUUAGAGUUAGUCUAUUAUGCCUAAAAGCAUCUAAAAAGUGAUGAAAAUCUUCAUCUUUAAGACAAUACUAUCAAUCAAUUAAAUUUUCAAAAAAAUCAGCAAGUCACAUCUUUGAAUAAUAUUAAUAUGCCUCUUUCAGCUUAAUUUCCUUCAUAAGAUAACUAAGAAUAAUUAAAAAGUUUCAAUCAAACAUAUCUUAGUAAUAAUGAGAGCUUUCAACUCAUUGAAUUAUUUCAAAAAAUGAAAGAGAGCUAAAGUAUAAAAAAUAAAAGAAAUAGCCAAGCUUAAAAGCAAAACAAAUUUUAAUAUAAAACACAAUAAACAAUUAAUAGAAAUAGCAAAAUAAAGACACCUUCUCGUCCAACAGACACUACAGACAAAUAAGAAAAAGAAAUGAUUAAGUUGGAUAAAUAAAAUAAAAGGGAAAAUAUUCUUGUCGAAGGUUCAUCUACCACAUCAAAAAGCUCUAAUAAAUAAAAUCUCAUUAUUGAUUAAAUAAUCCACAAAAAAUCAAUAAAGAGUAACAAUAAGAUUUCUUUCUUUUUAUUAUUUAAUAUUCUUCCAUUCAUUUGCAUCUUUGUGGCCUAUUAAGCUCAAAUGGAAUCCUAACUAAAUUCACUUAAAGAUUCUUUAAACACAAGCCAAAAAAGAUCAUUGUUAGGAUAAUACUAUGAUUAGCAAGCAUUAACAUAACUAAUAAAAUAUGAGUAUAAUUUAAAUAUACUUCCAAAAGAUUUAGAGAGUGCUAUUACAACCUUUGAUCAAGUGUAUUGCUAAUAAAUAAGAUCUAAUUUCUAAACAUAGCUAUAAUAAAAUAUCAAUAGCAUAAUUUAGCUCAGCUAAAGCUAAAAUAAAAUGCAAAUUUAUAUAUUUUCCUAGAAGUAAGCAUUUUUUUAUUGA